Amoebophrya sp. A120 is the source of this 3764-nucleotide messenger RNA. The record is from the annotation of a GenBank genome assembly. NCBI's taxonomy places the organism in Eukaryota, Dinophyceae, Syndiniales, Amoebophryaceae.
AGAUCUUUUCCACCGGCUUGUCCGACGUAUGAAUAGCAAUGAUUCGGUUGAUCAUUCACCUUCGUGGUCUGUCAUCUUUGCGUGGAUCAGGUUGCUAUCUGGAAUUCCCACCAAGAAUUGGAUGAUGUUGGUCAACAUUCCUUCGUUCCAAAGAAAAAGGGGCUCUCUUCACGAGGCCCAGCUGCCUAUUGAGAUAGAAGAAGCUUCAAACUACUGCUAUACCGCCGCGGCAACCGGGUCCUGGAAUCUGUAAUCCAUUUGUUCGUGUGUUGGCCUCUAUCUGAGGCCGCGUCCGCGCAGGAGGGAAUCGAUACAACAAAAAUGCAGGUGUCCGGCGGAGGUCACUACAGAAGGGGCCCACGGGCAUCACGUGGGACGACGACCUCAUCUGGAACAUCAACCGGCAUUAUGUCCUGGAUAUUAAGGAUUUUCCUCUCCCACGUCUUCCUAGGCUGUACUAUAACGACGAUAACAUCAUCAUCAUCUUCACUGGUGUCCCCCGUCACCGCCUACCCAACUUCGUUUCCGCCCCUGGCGCUCCCAAAUGACGGGCUAUUUCAGCUGAAAUCCUUAUGGGAGUGUCAGGAUCGAAAUCGACAAAGUCGAAAAAUUUGCGAUGCAUAAAAUGUAGGGCCCGCAAGGCCUGUAUUGGGGAGCAGGCAAAUGAGACCGAUGGCAAGCCUGUGUAGGGCUAUACAAUAUGCUGCCAGAGUAGCAUGACAGGAGCAGUCUUCUUUGCCCAAAUAGCAUGACAGACUGGAUUUGGGUGCUCCCGAAAUUUCUCAUGCGCCACUUGGAAACUGAGGCUCUAACUGGCGGCGGUUUUGUGCAUCACAAAUUUUUCGACUUUGUCAAUUUCGGUUCUGACACUUCCAUAAUCCUGCGUCGGCGUAUCGCGGACCCUGAACGCGAAAGGCCCGCUAUUGUGAGGAAAAAUCCCCCCUCCCCAUAUUGAAAAGGCAUCCGUCGCAAAAUUUGUGAUGCAGAUUUUCGGUCUCAAAUUAUUUUUGUCUUGCAAGAAGGCAAGCGCUGAGGGAUGCGCCGCAUUAUGGAUGCGAUUUGUCAUGCUGCUUGGCCUACGGGGCAGGCGUUUCCCAUGCUAAACAGCUAGACCGUUGCGCACCUAAACAGCCUAAGAAUCUGCCCGCAAUUCCUGGCAGCAAGACAGACCUCAUUUGUGUACGCAAAUCCAGCAUCAGAAAUUUUCUUUUGAUAUGGGGAGGCCGGAUUUUUCUUCUUGAUACCCGCUCGCGCUGUUGUUCCUCGACGCAGACUCAGACUUUAGCCGGACCCAUAUCACCUGCUCAGGUGUUUCAAUCUCAAGCGUUACAAUAGAAUGUCGAAAUCUGUGAUGCAAGAGGUGCAUCAUGUAGCCAACUCUCAUAGGAUUGCGCAUGACAAGCUCCGGAGUCGUCCCAAACUGCACUACAAUCUGGCGAAAUUCUUAUUGCAGAAAGUGGAAUGCUGUCCGAGUCUGUCAUGCUCGUCAACAUGCAACACCAAAUCCAAAUACAAAUUCUAUUGUAACGUUUGAGAUUGUAACGUUUGAGCAGGUCAUAACCCAGUACCGGCAUUUUGCGCAAUUGGCGAAAAUCUUUCCCGAGAUACACUUUGUAUCGGACGAAAAAAGUGUUUCACUGUAAGGAUUUUGCAAGUUUUGCAUCACAAGUUUGCUCUACAUCACAGAGAACAUUUGCCAUGCGAGACUCCAAAGGGAAAACACAGCUAAAAAUCCAUUGUCUUGCAUGUGUAGCAAGACAAAUACUUCUCAGAUACAUUUUCUGCAUGACAAGUUUACAGUGAAAGAGUUUUUUCUUGCGAUACUUUGUCGCGAUCCUCAGCUUUGGCCUCGGCUGGGACUCCAGUUCGUGCUCUAAGGUAUGGAACUUGAUAUAAUACCCUUUUGAUACUUCUCGGUUCUCAUGCAGUACCAGUAAUACACAUGAUCAUGCGAAGAUUUUUAUCUUCAUGCAGGCGCAUAAGCUGUAAGUGUAACACUAACAUUCUGUUUCUGACCAGCCAAGCGCAUCUGUUUAUCCUAUUUCGAACAAUACCAUUACCACGAUGAUCAUCGCUACCACACCAGAUCCCGCAACCGGAAGGGUCCCCCGCGUCGCUGCUGUUGGAUCAACGAAAUUUUUACGGAACCCAGUACGCCUUUGAAUUCUUUUCGGUGUCGCCCAAUGAACUGGUGUUGUACAACGAAAAAAGGCGAUUCCGCUAUUUGCCGAAGACACAGGCGGACAUGAGCCGGCCGAUAGGGCAUACGUGGGUACUUACAUACCAUGCUGAUUAUAAUCCGUAUCGUAGUUUUACCUCCAAGAUGAUCAUAUUCCUUACUAUACUUGCUGCCUGUAGUUUGUUUGCCUGAUUUGUAAUGCUGGGCUCGCUUGAACACAUUCGGUUUUGACGUCACAAAUCUAAUCAGGUCCACACCGCGAUUGAGGAGCUCGACCGGGUAAUCACCAAUCCAACGCGGUUUGAUGCGUAUGCAUCGCAAAUAUGUCUGGGUCUGAAAGGUUGUGAUGCAAGUCAGUUAUAUAAUAUAGCACUCUGUAAUGCACCCGCAAGUAUGACAUGCACUCUGUCAGUGUCAACAUGCAAAAACGAUGACAUGUACUCUGUCAUGCAAAAACGCUGUUUCUCUUGCGGAAUACGCAACACAGAGCCCAAAGUCAUGGAAGACAAGCAUGACAAACUUCGUAAUCAUCUUCCAGACCCAGACAUAUUUGCACUGGAUAGUGCGGCUUUUAUGACGAAAGAAUUCGUACAAUACCCGUCGACGAUGAUAGAGGACGGGGAGAUCGGGCGCAUCAACGCUGCAUCGUCGCAAACACGGUGCGAAGAAAAGUGCGUACAGAUCGGCUGUACGGGAUUUGUCAUGUACGGUUCCCACCACUGCACCUUCUUUGCUGGCGAAACUGGCGCGCUCAUGGAAAACCGCCUUAGCUACGGAAACGCGAGCUUGUUCGUGAGAAGACCCCUCGCCGAUGUGAACAAAUCGCAAAAGAUCCUGAAAGGUGGGCUUUACAUAGUGCUUUUGAUAGUCAUGGUCGUGCACUGUAAUCGAGAGAAUUUGGUACUUGUAGUCUAUCGUUCUUAUUCUUCCAAACAGACUCACUCGUGUGUUGUCUCUUGACAGAGCAGCCUGUAGUUUUUGGUUUUGAGGAAAAAAGUGCAUGAUCUUUCACUUUCUCGCAUCGACCCAGGUUUCCUCUGGGCAGCAGUGAUAAUACUCUCCGCCUCCAUGCUUUUCUUCGUGUGCCAGAAGAUGGGCAGCAAAAAGACCCACGCGAACGUGCUGGAUUCCCUGGAGCAGGCGACCAACACGGGGCUCUCGAGCCUGAUCCGCGCGGCGGAGCAAGACGAGGGUGUCGAAGAGGAGAAGUUCACCAAUAUAGACAUGAGCAGCGCAGCCGAUAUGAGCAAGGAUGACCCGGCGGAGUAGGACCAGGAAAAUUUCGUCAGCGGUGUGGAUUGAUCAAUAUUCUGAAAGUAGUUAUCGGAACUAAAAGCACAUUUUGCUUCAUGUUGAUUUGCGCUGAUAGAUUGAUGUGAUUGCCAUUGCUCUGUUGGAAUGCAACGACCGUGCAAAAAAAUGCAACGAAUGGAAGUGAAAUUAACAUUCUGUGGACGAACAAAUAGCACACGGCUCCGUGCAUGAACAACAGCUUGCUUAGCACCGACUACAGUUCGAGAAAACGAUGUUGACACUAGGAGUACUAACUAACUAUGUAUGUUGUGUAACGGGAGCAUGAAUAAAG